AUGUCCAUCCGCCAAUCCAAGAAUGGGCUGGACACUUCAUUGCCUUUUCCCGCGAUCAUGCGCGGUUACAGUGACCGAGCAUUGACACCUAUAGUCAUUUACCUCGUUGUCUCCUUGUUCGCUACGAUUGUAGAAAAGUUCCUUGCCACCGGUUCCGAAUACAAGUUUCCUUUUCCCCUGUUCACCGCCUUUUUUCAACUUCUCAUUACAGCGGUUCUCAUGCGGGCAUGGGAAGUCCUGGGGAAAAUGACUUCAUUUCGUGUACGUGCGACAGGCUGGGAUAGGGCAACGGCAACACGUAUUGUUCCGUUAUCGUGUGUCUACGUAUGCUUGAUAGUCGUCGAUAUCCAUUUUCUUCAGACCGUCCCGCCCACCUUGUAUUUGAUUGUUCGCGCGAUAUCCAUUCCAAUAUCCAUUUUGUUGUCGCUCCGUUGGCUUCAUCAAACCGUAUCUUCUUUUAUGCAAGGAAUGUGCAUAGCAAUCAUAAUCGGUCUUUGGUUGGCCUCCGAUGGUCUAUUGGCGUUGUCUACUCGUGGGAUCUUUUGGGGUCUCAUCUACGCGACGCUGAUCGCAGUGUAUAGCGUAUUGAUAAAAAACUCUUUGGUCGUCGUUCAUCAAGACAUCUGGCGGUUGUUAUAUUACUACAUUUCGAUGGCGAUACCGAUGAUGGGGGUGAUAUUAUGGAUCUCUGGCGAGUCAAGUCGGAUACGUAAAGAGGUCUACUUUCUUGAUGAAUUUGGGUUCUGGUUUCAGAUGGUUAUUGCAGCCAUUAUUGGAUUUGUCGUGAACGCGACCAUGAUACGACUCGUGAAACUGACGUCGCCAUUGAUUCAUUGCAUUUCCAUGACUACCAAGGGCUGCCUGCAAGUAUUCACCAUUGCUAUUCUUAUGGAUAAUCCGCUUCAUUUUCAGCACACUGUAGGCAUUCUGAUGGCCUUGAUCAGCUGUUUCAUUUGUUCCUUUGCAUGA
Messenger RNA from Radiomyces spectabilis, 969 nucleotides. RefSeq lists its product as uncharacterized. Bases 1 to 969 code for a protein of 322 amino acids. Gene Ontology annotation, molecular function: antiporter activity. Gene Ontology annotation, cellular component: Golgi apparatus. Lineage: Eukaryota; Fungi; Mucoromycota; Mucoromycetes; Mucorales; Radiomycetaceae. The transcript is spliced from 6 exons. The record is from RefSeq and is a predicted model, not a curated record.